This is a messenger RNA of Gigantopelta aegis, 10644 nucleotides long. RefSeq names its product cGMP-dependent 3',5'-cyclic phosphodiesterase-like. Gene Ontology annotation, biological process: positive regulation of gene expression; regulation of mitochondrion organization; cGMP catabolic process. The transcript is spliced from 31 exons. NCBI's taxonomy places the organism in Eukaryota, Metazoa, Mollusca, Gastropoda, Neomphalida, Peltospiridae. Gene Ontology annotation, molecular function: 3',5'-cyclic-AMP phosphodiesterase activity; 3',5'-cGMP-stimulated cyclic-nucleotide phosphodiesterase activity; 3',5'-cyclic-GMP phosphodiesterase activity. The record is from RefSeq and is a predicted model, not a curated record. The coding region runs from base 111 to 4058 and encodes 1315 amino acids. Gene Ontology annotation, cellular component: perinuclear region of cytoplasm; mitochondrial matrix; nucleus.
CGAAGGCCACUGACUAGGGUGAUGGAUAACGUUUCUUUGACAGUUCUUCAGAUGAUUACUAACUGGGUUGUUUUUUGCGUUUUUUGUUACUGUAUCGGUUGACAUCAAAUAUGGUGAUUGUACUAACGCACACCAUUGUUUCAGCUUUUUUAUACAUGAGAAACUCGGAACAAUUUCUGACACACAGGAACUGUCAGUUGCUUGAUUCAUCAUGCAAUCAAUCUAAACAUGCUAAAGAAUAUGUAGAACAUCGAGACAGUUUGCCUUCAUUUUUUGAGGAAGCUUUCAACCCUUUGCUGGAGGCUAAGACAAUAUCAGAACUUAGAGCUGCCAUCAGCAAAGCUUUGUUAUUAAUUUUUCCACAACAGGCUGGUAAUGCAGUUUAUUUGACAAAUCCUGACACCAGGCGAAUUGAAUGUGAAGAAGAUAAGACUCUGCCAACAAGAGGAAUUUUAUGGCGUGCAUACCAGGAACACGACCAGACAUUAUAUCAAAUUCCUUCAAAAGAAGACCCCAUAAAAUCAGCUCUGGGCGUCACAACAAUCAAUCAGACAAACCAAUUAGUUUUGUGUGUCCCUAUUCAAGAAAGAGAUGAUAAUGAAAAUAUUGGGCUAGUUGUGAUUGCUCUUCCACCAGGUGCCAGUUGCUGUCCACCAUCAGCAGAAGCUACUAUUCAUUAUUUAACAAAACAGGUUUCUUUAUGUUAUCAAGUCAUUAAAAAUGCAUUCACAAGAAGAAAAAGCAUCUGUGUUAGUGACACUCAUUUUGAAGCUCUUAUAAGAUUAUGUGGUGAACUUUAUGACCAAGAUGCUGACAAACUACAAAUUAAAGUCAUUAAAUAUUUAGAACAUCGAACACAAGCACAGAGUGCUUUCUUACUGCUGGUCGUACCAGAUUCAUUGGAACUGUUUUGUCAGGUUGUGGGAAGCAAGAUUUUGUCACAUGAAGUUCGAUUUCCAGGACAACUUAGUCCAUUUUCAAAAGCCUUGGAAACAAAGGAACCCAUUGGCUGGGAUGAAAUAUCAGAGGACCAUCAACACAUGGUGGAAGAGCUUGCCGGCAUAAAAAUCAAAUCCUUGUUAUGUGUUCCAGUCAGAAGAAAAGGAAGUGAACGCUUAGUUGCUCUUGCUUGUGUCAUCAACAAAAAAGGAACAAUAGGUUUUACCAGUGAAGAUAUUCAUGGAAUUCACCAAUGUUUUCAGUACACAGCAACUGUUCUGACAAGCACACUAGCAUUUCAGAAUGAGCGAAAGUUGAAGGAUCAAACACAGGCCUUGCUACAUGUGGCCAGAAAGCUAUUUACAAGAUUAGGUAAGUUUCCUGUUCUUAAUCACAAAAGCACAGAUUAUGGCAUGUUCUCGAGAUAUUUUCACGAACACAGCAACUCGCAUGAACCUGGCGAUAUUCGUGAAUCAGAUGAUUUGUUAGAUCUGCAUGAGUCAAAUGAUGCUGUUUUUUUAGGCAGUCCUGAGCGAAAUGUUUGUAAUAGCACACUAAUACCCGUAUCUUUACAAAACCUGGAGAAACAGCUAGAACACCAAGAAAAGGUUGCAGACAGUCUUAUGGAUCAUUAUGAAGGAUCUAUUCAGAAAACAUCCAAAAGAAGAUACAGAAUUCAUCCCAAACUUAAAUCUCCAAACAGCAAGCGGCCCAAAGACCUGGAUGGGUUGUUUGACCAGGAGGACAACACCACCAAGUCCCCAUACAAGAAGAAAGCAAAGACAAUGUUUCCCAAGGAGAUAGGCCAUGGUGAUUAUUCUGUAGAUGCAGAUUUAGAUGAUUAUCUGGACCCAAUUUUGUCAAGCAGUGGGGAGGAUUUCAACCAGAAGUGGCUCACACCAAGUGAAUCCAGCUUGCCUGAUUAUCCUGCUUCCAGGUCCAGUUCUGAUGUAUCCCAUGAUAGACUUGAAAUACCAGAGUAUCAAACAGCAAGAAAUAAGUUCUCUUAUGAUUCAUGGGCUAGAAUGAAUAUAAGACCAUUAUGGAAGCAGUCGUUCUCUGACUCGUAUCUUUACAGACGGGUAAUAGCUAUUAAGGAAACUACCCCAGACAUGGAAUCAAACAUAAAUAGGCAUGGUGGAUAUCUGGUUCAAGCUUCGAAAAGUGAACCGCUUCUUGUCCACAGUGUAGAACAUUUUGCAUCACCGUGUAACAGCAAGAGCAGCCUGAAUGUGGCUUUCUUUGAAGCAGAAUCUCUCAGUAGUUGCACUGCAGAGUCUGACAGUUCGCACUCUGUUGUCUUGCGGUACGACCUGGUGGAAAUCGCUGUAGAAGAUGUAGACAGUAAAACGAGGCACACAAUCACAACUAAGACUCUUUCUCAGGUUAACAACAUCUGUGUCGAUAACAUAGAUGUUGAUUAUGAAGAAGACCAGAAGAACUGGCCACCUAGCACUUAUCUUUUGCAAGCUAUGCAGCCACCCCUGGCAAAUGAAAUUCCAUUUGAGCUAAAUGAUCUCACCAAACUACUAAGAGAAAUUAUGCAAGAAGCCAGAAACCUGACCAAUGCUGAGAGGUGUUCUGUCUUUCUGAUUGAUAAUGAAACAGAUGAAUUGGUCUCCAAGGUUUUUGAUGGAAUUAGUGCUAAUGACAGUGAGGUUCAGCAAGAAAUUCGAAUGCCAAAGAUGCAAGGAAUAGCUGGACAUGUAGCAACUACAGGAAACCUACUAAACAUCACAGAUGCCUACUCACAUCCUUUGUUCUACAGAGGUAUUGAUGAUAGCACUGGAUUCCGAACUAGAAACAUUUUAACAUUUCCAAUCAAGAAUGAAGAAGAUGUUGUGCUGGGAGUGGCCCAACUGUGCAACAAGAAGACUGGACCAUAUUUCACGGUGUUUGAUGAGGACAUUGCUUCAGCUUUUGCUGUUUAUUGCUGUAUAAGUAUCAGUCAUUGUCUCAUGUACAAGAAACUACAGGACUCACAGCACCGUAGUAAUCUUUCUAAUGAACUUAUGAUUUAUCAUAUGCAGGUGUCUCCAUCUGAAGUGGAAAUGUAUUGUAAAGUAGACAUACCAUCAGUGUUUGACUUCAGCCCAGACUUUGACAAGUUCUACUAUGCUCCAAGAUCUCUUUCUGACAGUGACUCUUUAAUGGCAUGCAUGGCCAUGUUUGAUGAACUUGGAUUCACAUCAAGAUACAGGAUCAGAAAAGACACACUUACAAGAUUCUGCCUGAUGGUGAAGAAAGGUUACAGGAAUCCACCUUACCACAACUGGAUGCAUGCUUAUGCAGUUACACACUUCUGCUACCUCUUAAUCCAGAACAUCAAACUGGAAAAGUAUUUGGAACCCAUCGAAAUGUUUGCUCUGUUUGUGUCAUGCAUGUGUCAUGACAUCGAUCACAGAGGGACGACCAACUCUUUUCAGGUUCAGUCUCAAUCUGUGUUGGCUGCUCUCUACAGUUCAGAAGGGUCUGUCAUGGAGCGACAUCACUUUGCACAGAGUAUGUGUAUUGUUAACACAGAAGGAUGCAAUAUCUUUGAAAAUCUCUCAAGCAAGGACUAUCAAAGUGUCUUAGAUUUAAUGAGAGACAUCAUCCUUGCCACAGAUCUGGCUCAUCAUCUCAGAAUACUCAAGCAGCUGCAAGAAAUGGCAGUCAAUGGUUACGAUCAGACAAAACCAAGAAAUAAGAAGUUCCUUCUCUGCUUGCUUAUGACAUCAUGUGACUUGUCUGAUCAAACAAAGAACUGGGACAACACUAAACACAUCGCAUCACUGGUCUACCAGGAGUUCUUCUCUCAGGGUGACAUGGAAAAGAAUACUGGCAAAAAGCCUCUAGAAAUGAUGGACCGAGAAAAGGCAAACAUUCCAGACUUACAAAUCAGCUUUUUGGAUGGGAUCGCUUCACCAGUUUACAAGGUUCUGGGUCAGCUGUUCGACGAGUGCCAGGUGGUGUACCAGGCGGUGCUGGAGAACCGGCGCAAGUGGGAGAAGAUCCGCCACAUCCUGACGGUGCGUCCGGGCAGCACGAAUAAGCACCAGCUGAGCAUGGAGGAAAUUCUCAAGAUAGAGGACGUCGACAACGAGGAGCUCACCCAGCAGCAGAUCAACGGCAGAUGAUUCCGUCAGUCGGUCGCGACCAGGGCUGCGUUGGGCCGUGCGGUACAGGCCGUUAGACCAACACCCUGUGCUGUCACACACACACACACAGUCACACAGUCGCUCGGGGUGUUUGUGUGUGCUAGAGCGAAGUCGUGGUGUCGUAUUAUCCACUAACAGUUGCAGCUGUCUUCGUAACCAAACCUAGGAAGUGGAACAUUUUUAUCUGUAAAUGUAGAAUUACGGCUUUGAAAAAAAACUGUAGUGGUAGAAAACAGUUGUGGCAGUGAUGAUGAUCGUGUCUGCAUGAAGGUGGUCAUUAGAUGACAGCCAUUAAUAUGUUCGGAGUGGUGGACAGUUUGAUAUUGGUGGACAUUUGUUCUUGGUUUGGAGUUAAUGUGAACAAAAAAAAAAAAAAAAUGUGUUUCCUGUAUAUUGUUUAAAUAUGAAUGGGAAUAUCUGUGAUAAUAUACAGGUUAAGCUAGAGAGAAUUGUAGUUUGCAAAGUCACACGUGUCAUAUUUGAAAGUAUUUACAUGAAUACAAUGAUAGAUCUAUGCAGUUGCAGGCAUUCUUGUUGAAGGUUUCAUUCUGCAAAUAUUUUGUGAGGGGCCAUCCAUAAGGUAUAUCUUGCCAAGGGGAAUAUGUUGAUGUAAAGAUGAACAUGACUGGUGGUUCAGUGCUUCACAGCAUUGUUUUAGUCUGGAAUCGCAACACACUUGACAACAACAUUUUGUCCCAUCAUUGUGUCUUCUAUUAUCAUCGUGUUCUAGUAACACUCGUUUUAAUAUUGCACAAGGAGAUUUAUUUUACUUGAUCCUUUUUGGAAUUUGAAAAAACAAUAAACUAUUGUCCAUUCAUUUUAAUAGUAUAACAGACUCACAUUUGUGCUUGAUAUUAUUUGGGGAAAAAAAUAUAGAUGUGCAUAAUAGAUGGUUGAAAAUAGCAGAGGUCACUGCAUAAUAGUUGUGAAAAACAGGAUGUGGCACAAUGCACUACUUUGAUGUGAUUGCAUAAUGCUGUUGUGGCACUCUAGUUACAUUGUGCCAUUGUGACACAGUGGUUGCAAAUUGUUAUCGCUGCACAGUUUUGCAAACAACACCAGUAAGUGUGGGCUUACAUUUGUUAUGGAGUCCUCCACAUAAGAACAUUUUUAUAUAAAUGUUUUCCUUGCCAUAAUUUACCAAAAUUAUAUUUUGCAAAAUAUUACUUGAUACAAGCCAGUCAUUUGUAAAUGCAGUGAAACAUCGCCCAUCUUUUUAAUUUGAUCAUCUGUUCGUCAGUAAAUAACUUAGAUAUAAAUGUGAUAUGGUCGUGGGGUUAUACUAAUAUCUGACUUGAUUUAUGGAUGGCCUCUUGGUGUAACUGUUAUAGUACAACAUGCAAUUGGUGGCACCUGUUAUCUUGCAAUCUCUUACAAGAUGUAGCUUCCAAUAGUUUUAUGCAUUUUAUUUAUAUGCAGAAUUAUUUUCUACCAUCAAACACAUUACAAUGUAGAUGUCUGUUAUGUGUGUGGCAAUUACUUGUAAAAAUAUUAUUCAUAUUGUUUCUUUAUGAUGGAACGAAAGCUUUCAAAAAUUAUUUAGAUGUUUUUGUGAAUAUUUGGUUAAUAUCUGUUUUUCUCUCCACACUAAAUGUAGACAGAAAGUAUUUUUUAUGAAAGCAGCUGUGCCUUUGCUAUGCACAUAUGUAGAUGAGUUUGUUUUUGUUGUAGUCUUGAUGAACAAUUCGGUGAUGUAAGGACGAUAGACUUGUAGAAACCAGCAGCAUUAACUUGUUAUGUUUAAUAUUUACUCAUCGUAAACAUUACUGUAGACCCAAUAUGUAAUAUUUUAUAUUUAUCUCCUAAUGACCAUGACUGUAUAACUUAAACCAAAAUCCAGUAUAAUUGCAUGCUCUGCUGAUAUAUGUGUGGGACAAAUCCUAACGCCUAACACUAGAUAUAGUAUGUAAAGGCUAUAUGCAACACAAUUUUUAACUUUAUUGCAUUUCCUCCCAACUCAAAUACUGAUUUGAAUAUUCCAAAAGCCAGAAAAGUUAGUAUAAUCUUCUAUGGUCAAAAUUGUUUGGGAUUGCUAUUUACUAGAAAGCAAUUGAAAAUGAUGGUAAGGUUACUGGUUUAAUGGGAGCUCCAUGGCUCUGUCGAUGAAACUCCUGCAUCUGUGGAAGCUUUAGUGGAUCUUGCUUCUGUUACAAAAAGUCGAUUGAUUCCUUGUUCUAGUCCUAUGUAUUAAGGAUGUCUGUGAUGGCUUAAUGGAGAGCCAUGGUCCUGGUGUUUGGAAGGUCUCCACAAUUCAAGACAAAAUUUGUUUACUUCUUGUGGGAGUCUGUAUGCGAAAGAGGUCUGUGCAGGUGGCUAACAAGUCCCAUCGUCCUACAUGGAUUGAGCAGUGGAUGGUCGACAGGAAUCGUAGAAGAGCUCCAGAGAAAGAUUGUAAAGCUUUUGUGAAGCUGUUGAUAAUCUUUUCUUGAGGAGUAUGAGUAAUUACUAUAUUUUUCCAGCACGUGACUGGUAUUUGUGGCUGCUUAUUUUGAUUGCAAAGUUGAGUUAUCCUCACUUGUGCAUUCCUACAGCUGCUCAAAGGGAUGAAGAAGGAAGUAGAAGACACAUAGCUAGAAAUGGGUAUCCUAGCUUAACACAAUGGCAGAUUUGACUGGUUGUUGGGAUGGGGGAAAUGGUACCAUGCUUAGAAAUAGAUUAAGUAUUACUAAAAAUAAAAAAAAGGCCUAAAAUUUCCAAAAAUAUUUUGUUGCAAGUAAUUUCUUUGCUGUUAUCAGUAAUCCAGUGCUAAAAACCAAUAGGAAUUUAGUAAGUAAUCUAAUUACUACUAAGUAAUCUUAUUUAUAUGUAUAUAUAUUGGAAGAAAAUACCUUAGUUUAUAUAAUGUAUAUCUUGACGACUGGAGGAUGCAACUUCAGUAUUAUGAUUGUGUUCUGAAUUAUUCGUUGUAUAGUUGGUAGUGACUUUAUUAUCUUCUGUACAUGAUCGAUGGAUCUCUUGCUUUUUAUGCUCAAAACCACUCUUGCAAAACACUAAUGUAUCUACAUGUACCUUUGGUAAGUGUUAGUGUUUCAGCUACAACCAUAGAUAUGAAGAUCUGAUGAAUCGGUACACUAUUAAAGGAAGGUUUAUAAUAUGAACUUUCAAGAUGUAGUCCUUUAAAUUUUAGGGAAAUAUCAAAUUCUGUAAUACCCGCUAUCCAUUAAUGCGAUUUUGUGUGUGUUUCUGUGUGCGAGUUUAUCGAUUCAGUGCAUAUAACACAGUAUCUUUUCCAUACACACGAUUCUGCAUGUGUGCAUUCAGCAUGCUAAACAAAUAUGCAAACGAGUUUUUCAGCGCAGUGUUGCUGUAACAAAGUAUUUACUAACAGGUUAGAAGUACAUUUCGACAACAUCAAACUUUGUACAGUAAUCUUUUUGCGAAAAUGCAAAUAUGGAAAAGCACAUUUUCGAACACGAAAACACAAUUGAUAAAUCACGCACGGAAUCCUAUUAUUGGAAAGCAGGCCUAUUAAUUAUAGUUGUCUGAACAAAUGGCUUGUUUAGAAAAUAUGAAUACCAGUAAUAAAACUGAUAAGUGUGUGCAUAUGUAAAAUAAGUAAUAUUUUUAACACUUCUAAAUAUAUAUAUAUAUUGGUAGCACAUAUCAAAACUAGGAUAUUUGAUGAUUUAUGAUGUUAAAGUUAGAACAGUUUAUAUUGUAUAUGUUCUAACAGCAUAGUGCUUCGUACAUAUCUGUUAUCCAUGGAUUUAGCUGUGUAUUUUAGUAUCUCUAUUGAUCUGUGUGCCUUGUACUGCUAUAUGUUUAUGUUCUCAGUGUUUUCUUUCUUUAUGUCAGUAGGUCAAGUUAUUCAUUAACAUAAUUACACCAAAUAAUAUAUAUAUAUAUCUAUACAUGUAUUUGUUUAAAAUAAUGUUAUCUCUGUACAUGUGCUUUUUUUCUUCUUUUUUUAAUUUUUAUUUGUGUUACAUAGUAACAUAGAAAUUAUUGGUCAACAGUUUAUAAUACUGGGGUAAAAAUAAAUAACACAUUCAGUCAUUGGACAGUACAGUGCUCAUUGUUUCACUUGAGGACAGCUGAUCAACUGAUUUUUAAAUUCAUUGUUUUAGCUUGUGGUUGAACUUUGCAUCUUCAUUCCUUGUGGUAUAUAAAUUAACUUUCUGAGUUAGUAAUGCCAGAGUAAUACCAGAACUUCUCUGGAAGAUGUGCAAAAUGAUCUUCAAGGAUGUAACAUUUGGCUGUAAAAUACAAUUAAAAGAAUCUGCUCAUAAAUAUCUUUAAUUUACCACUUGACUGUAAAAUACAAUUAAAAGAAUCUGCUCAUAAAUAUCUUUAAUUUACCACUUGACUGUAAAAUACAAUUAAAAGAAUCUGCACAUAAAUAUCUUUAAUUUACCACUUGACUGUAAAAUACAAUUAAAUGAAUCUGCACAUAUAUAGCUUUAAUUCUGCACUUGUUAUCUCAGAAAUGAUCUACGAGACUGCAGUCCCAUGUAUUUUUGUAAUUUUUAAACUUUAGAUUUUUAUUUGUUGACCAUGUUGCAGACAAGUAGUGUUGUAACCUCUGAAGGUAACCAUCUUCUUUCAGAUCAUGGCAUCUGUUGUUUUAGUUGAUUUUCUGGCUGGAUUUAUAUUUGAUUUAGUGUCUGUGCCAAAACUACAUAAUCUUUUGUUGUUCAGAAUGCAUUUUAUGUGAUUAUUUGGUGAAUACAGGAAGUGUUUAAUGCAGAGAUGAAAUAUUGUUAUAUAGGUAACUACCUCUGGUAACGACCAGUAUUUUGCAUUUGUUUACCAAAAGGAAUAAAGUGAAUAUGAUACUAGUAAAUAUUCAACAUUUUGUACUGUUUUAGUUUUUACGAUACCAGUUUAAUCCACAUGAUGAUGUUUUGUUUAUUAUUUCUUUCACAUGUUUUAAGACAAUAUUUUCAGUGGACUGGGACCAUAUUAAUACCACCUCUGUGUUUUUGAGAGUACAACUUUUGAUGAUAUUUUCAAAACCUGCACAAAAAUUGCUAUUGAAGAUAAUACUGGUUGUUAUAUUAAUAGUAUGAUGUAGAGAGUUAUGCCCCUUAUCAUGUUUUACUGUUUUAGCAUCCAAAUACUUUUCAGUGUAUAUUUUUAAAUCUUGGUAUGUAAAUUCUUGAUGAUAAUGUAUCAUCGUUAAUCUCAAAGUAUGUGGUGAUAGAAACUGAUAUUAGUUAUAAUUUAUUUCAACGACUUACAUAUAUUUGAUUACUAUAAAUUAUUUUAUGUUCAAGACAGAUAACUGUUUUGUGUUUAGGAUAUUCAGUCAUUUCUUGCGUAAUGAUAUUCUAGUGUGAUAGUUAUAAUGUGACUGGUAUGAAUGACAAUUGUUUUAAGACAUAUUAAUCUUAAUAUGCAGCUAAAUAACUUCAUGUUAUUUUAUUGACUAUAGGUUAAGAAUACUCAUCAGUACCGGUAAAUUAAACUGUUAGAUUGCUUAAUACUUUGAUGGAAGUGUUAAUGUUAUUUUUAAAAGAUCUUUAUGUAUGUAAACAUAGAUAGUUCAUUAAACCCUUCCAUAAACUGUAGAAUACAGCAGAAAUGGUUUAGUUUCCUUUUGUUUGAAAUAUUCUCCAAAUAAAUAAAAUUAAUAUAGGAAUAUUAAGCACACUUGAUAGGUACAUUAAUCUUAGUUGAUUUUUUUUUUUUAAUUAUAAAGAUAACUUUUAUGGCACUUCUGCUACAUGCAUAAUGUGUAAUUACUGUGUGUAAUAAUAUCUAUUUAUUGCAUGUCUACAUAUGAAAACUUAGUGCUAAUGUAUUGUUAAAUGUUAGGAUGUUACUUUAGAUGCAACGGUCUAAAUGUUAUUUAACUUAAUAUUUUUUUAAUUAUCACUGAAAUCCCAGUGUAACAUGAUUUGAUUACAAUAAUCAACUAGAUAAAAUUUGGUGUUUUUUUUUGUCCAUAUUGUUUUUAACGUUAAAGCAUGUUAAGAAUAUAAAAAACCAACAGAGUGAAAACCUAUAUAUUAUUUUUACAAUAAUAUAUUUAAAAUGGUGUAAAAAACACUUGAAAAAUUCAACACUACAUAAAUUAUGCAUAUUAGACCCUAGUCAUUUCUCAUAAUAACUGUGUUUUAAUUUCAUGUUGAUUGAAAAGGUAUAGUAGUUAUUGCAGUUGUUUAGUCUGUAUUAGAAUACAAUAGAGAUAUCAAAUACCUGACUGAAACAGCUUGUUAAAAACACCUGUGCUGUUACCUGUAUAAUAUAUAUAUCUUUUUUUUUUCUUCUUUUUUUUAGUUUUUUUUGCAAAUGUAUUUUGUUGAUUUGCUACAGUAACCAUAAUUAUGUUGCCAAGUGUGACUUGCAUCAUUACUUUUAAUCAUUUUGUAAAUCCUAUUUAACAUUUGCUCAGUUAACAUAGGUAUAUUUAUGCAUAUUGUUAGCUUGUUAUAUUCAGGGAAUGUUUUUUUGUUUGUUUUGUUUUCUUUGUGCCAUCUCUGAAUAACGAAUAGUUUUUUUUUUCCUGUUUUUUUGUAUAGGAACAUAUUUUGUGAUGAAUUAGAUAUAUCUUGUGUCUCUAGGCAUCACUUGUUCAGACUUUGUUCUUUGUUCUUUUAAUAAAAUGUUUACUAACACACUA